AUGUCGGCCCUCCGCAACAGCCGGACUGCCACCGUGCAGGCCCGUGGCUUCGCUUCUUCGGCGAGUCUUCGAACCGGCCCUGAGUCCCCUCGCUUUAUUGAAAUCCCCCCGAUGGUCCAAGCCACCAACCCUGUCAAGCCCCGCAUCAAGGGUUCCCUCCCCGUGCCGCGCGAGCUCUUCCCGGCUCGCCGAGCGGAUAAGCCGAACAAAGCGUAUCUCGACGCAGUGGCCCCAUUCCCCAAGACGGAACGCAAGCCGAACCCGAGGAGCGGCGAUCCUGAGAAGGCAGAGUUCAAACACAAGAUGUCGGUGCUGCGGCGCGACAAUCUCCGCCAAGGGCUGGAGGAACUGCACAAGCGGAAAGAAUCGACGGAGUCGUCCAUGAUGAAGAAGAGUAUUCAGAGCCAACACCAACGAAACAUCAUCCUUAAUCAGCCGGAACGCGAAGAUGAGCGCCUAACCCGCCCGUCGAUUGCCCAGAAAAUGCAGCCUCGGAAGCAGUCGGUGCUACAGGACCACGGGCGAAAAAAGCGAAUUGCUUUUUCGAAGGAGCGCAUAGCAUCCCGGAAGGCUCUGAAGCAAGCGGAGAAGGAGGAUCACUUGCACUCCCUCUAUAUGAAUGCUCGCACGUUCAUCAUGACCGAGGAACAGCUCGCGGCGGAAAUCGACCGCGUCUUCCCCAAGGGUGAGAAUGAUGCGUGGCGCUCUGACAUGCAGGCCGGAGACAACAUUUGGAACCUUGGUCUUCCCCCGAGCCUGUUCAACCUUGUUACGAAUCCUCGGAAGAGCGAGACGGAGCGCUGGGAUGUGUCGCAAGGCCGAGUCCAGAAGCUGGGCGAGCAGCUCACCGGUGGCAAGCUCUAG
Penicillium alfredii is the source of this 864-nucleotide messenger RNA. RefSeq lists its product as uncharacterized. The coding region runs from base 1 to 864 and encodes 287 amino acids. The transcript has a single exon. Lineage: Eukaryota; Fungi; Ascomycota; Eurotiomycetes; Eurotiales; Aspergillaceae. The record is from RefSeq and is a predicted model, not a curated record.